Messenger RNA from Salvelinus fontinalis (brook trout), 11766 nucleotides. RefSeq names its product potassium voltage-gated channel subfamily A member 1-like. NCBI's taxonomy places the organism in Eukaryota, Metazoa, Chordata, Actinopteri, Salmoniformes, Salmonidae. Bases 1009 to 2487 code for a protein of 492 amino acids. Gene Ontology annotation, molecular function: protein binding; delayed rectifier potassium channel activity. The record is from RefSeq and is a predicted model, not a curated record. Gene Ontology annotation, biological process: protein homooligomerization; potassium ion transmembrane transport. The transcript is spliced from 2 exons. Gene Ontology annotation, cellular component: paranode region of axon; neuronal cell body; membrane.
CUCACCCCCGCCCCACACACACACACACUCCACUUUCUCUCCACCUCCACUCUCCUUGCAUGUGAAAUACCGAACAACAAUAUGCUGAACCAUUAUUUAGAAAUGAUUCUCUCUUCACAUAAUCGACUCCUCCCUCUAUUUUAAGCACCUCCAGUCUCCAUCCCCUCUUAACAGUGUGCCGGCUCGAGGUAAAACACAUCCCAGAAUGCCCGUCAUAUUGUCUAGGCUACUCGUAACAGGACAUUUCUGCUGAUGCGGUAAUGUCUGAAAAUGGCAAGUGUUCGCUUAUUGCCCCUUAAUGUAUCUCCCCCCUGAAUGGCAAAAUAAUACUUUCUCCUGCGGUACAAGCCGUUCAGUCCGAAGUACCCAACCGGCUACAGACGUUGCGGCUUACAGUUACUUUUUCUCAGUUUUUUCCAUCUUCACGUUUCUCCUCUGACUCCCGCGUGAUUUGACAUCGAAUGUGAAGAAGAGACGACAGGAUCAAGAUGUAGACAAAUAAGACAUUUAAGUUAUCCGAGAUGAACGGCUCAGACAGUGAUGCCUUGAGAGUUUUAGCCUACCAGGGCGAUCUGACGCUGCACAGAGGAAAGCUCCAAUGUGUUGCGGUGGGGUGCAACGUAAAGUGUUAAUAUAUUAACACAUGACAACAACUCUCCGGAUGUCCAGGAUGUCCUAGCGUUGAAUGACUGUGCUGAGUCGCGGACAAGACGCAUUCCGUCAGGAUUCCUUCACGAUCAUCCUGAGAGGCAUCAGCAGCAGCAGCAGAUGCAGCGGAGAGCAGCAAUGGUUGAGUCAGCCAGAACCGCAGUGGAGCCGCACUGAGGCAAAGCAAGUUAUACCCCCCCUAUCUGGGGACUAGCACAAGAAAUAGGGGGAGAAGAAGAAGAGUGCAGAAGGAAAUUGUAUACUGCCAAAACCUGAAUGCCGCCUGUUCAAUCAGAUUAACCGGACAACAGGAAUUCCACAACUCCUGCUGCAACAGAGCUCCCGAAUUCGAGCUACAAGAUGACCGUAGUGGCAGGAGAUAACAUGGACGAGACCGUGGCAGUGCCGGGGCACCCGCAGGACUCGUACCCCCCCGACCAUGAAGACCACGACUGCUGCGAGAGGGUGGUCAUCAACAUAGCGGGGAUGCGGUUCGAGACGCAACUCAAAACUCUCUCCCAGUUCCCCGAGACAUUGCUAGGCAACCCCAAGAAGAGGAUGCGCUACUUUGACCACCUGAGAAACGAGUAUUUCUUUGAUAGAAACCGUCCCAGUUUCGAUGCCAUCCUCUACUAUUACCAGUCUGGCGGUAGGCUGAGAAGGCCCGUCAACGUCCCAUUGGAUAUGUUCUCGGAAGAGAUAAAGUUUUAUGAGUUGGGAGUGGAUGCCAUGGAGAAAUUCCGUGAGGAUGAGGGCUUCGUCAGGGAGGAAGAACGUCCUUUACCUGAGAAGGAGUUCCAGCGUCAGAUCUGGCUGCUUUUUGAACACCCAGAGAGCUCCGGUCCAGCCAGAGGGAUUGCUAUAGUAUCUGUUAUGGUCAUUCUGAUUUCUAUAGUCAUCUUUUGUUUAGAGACUUUACCUGACUUGAAAGAAGACCCUAGGGGUCGGUUUAAGACUGUAGGGAACCAUACUUUUUACUACAAACCAAACAUCCUAAAAGAUCCCUUCUUCAUUAUUGAAACUCUUUGCAUUAUCUGGUUCUCGUUUGAGUUGAUCGUGCGUUUUUUCGCGUGUCCAAGCAAGGCGGUCUUCUCCAAAAACAUGAUGAACAUCAUUGAUAUAGUGGCCAUCAUUCCUUACUUCAUCACACUGGGAACGGAGCUGGCUGAGGACCCCGAAGACCAGGACGAGGGCAUGGGAGAGCAGGCAACAUCUCUGGCCAUCCUCAGGGUGAUCCGUCUGGUCAGAGUGUUUAGAAUCUUCAAGCUGUCACGACACUCCAAAGGAUUGCAGAUCCUGGGACAAACCCUCAAGGCCAGUAUGCGCGAGCUCGGAUUGCUCAUCUUCUUCCUCUUCAUUGGAGUCAUCCUGUUCUCCAGCGCGGUGUAUUUCGCAGAGGCCGAGGAGAAAGGGUCGUACUUCGGCAGCAUCCCAGAAGCCUUCUGGUGGGCCGUGGUAUCUAUGACAACUGUGGGCUAUGGGGACAUGGUGCCUGUCACUAUAGGGGGUAAGAUAGUAGGCUCCCUUUGCGCCAUAGCCGGUGUGUUGACGAUUGCGCUCCCAGUGCCUGUCAUUGUGUCCAACUUCAACUACUUCUACCACAGGGAGACCGAGGGAGAGGAGCAGGCCAAACUCUUAGAAGUUAGUGAACCAAACAUUAGUGAAAGCAACUCUAGUCGCCGCAGCUCGUCCACUGUCAGCAAAUCAGAGUACAUGGAGAUUGAUGGAGAUAUAAAUAAUAGCAUCGACAACUUUAGAGAGGCAAACCUCAGAACUGGCAAUUGCACUAUAGCCAACCAAAACUGUGUAAAUAAAAGCAAGCUGCUUACAGAUGUGUAGAAUUAGACACCAUGGGACUUAAAUGAUGCCGUCACAUGUUAACUGCCGUUAACUGCACUAGACCAUCAGGUCUGAAAGCUUCAUUCACCUCCUAUAAGCGUUCUAGCAUUACAACAACAACCAAGCUCAGCAAUUUGAAAGUAAUUAUUACAGGGGAAAAAGAAAAUGAAGCUGUUACUAGAGAAUAUAACAUAUAGAUAGAGUAACUUAAUUAUUCUAAAAUGAUCCUUUAAAUAAGUAUUGAAAAAGAAAAAAGAAAACUUAUAUUUAACACGCACAAGCAAAUGCGGGCGUCCUUGGAGGAACACUAACCAACAGCACUCAUGAGGACAUAUCUGUCUUUAUCAGACGAAGCCAGGCGUCGUAAUUAAAAUGUUAUGCAUGGAUUACAGAUAACAACAUUUCAGUAAGUUGCACAAUGCAUCAAGGAGAAAAUGCAUCAGAAAUAUGCUUUGCUGCCUGCAGAGAGAGAGAGAGAGACGCAAGUCAGCAUCUGCAGCAGUCAGACAGUGGUCGGAUCGAGCGACGCCCCGCCUGAAGUCAGAGGCUACUUCUCUACCCCUCUGUCAUCAAAGGAUUUACUAUCCAGCAAAGCGCCCAGGAAAAAGACUGAUCACUGAUCUCCUGGUUUGGAUGAUGACGAGGAGGAUCUAGGAUACGGACAUCCGCAAUGCUGCUAUUUUCCAGCAGUAAGAUGCUGUAAUUAUGAUAUCACUAAGUGAUCCAAUGGGAUUUUAGCCCUUUAAUGCAAGACAGCACAAUUAUUAAACAAAAGAGCUUCACACGAGCAUGUUUAGAAACUCCCCAUACAUGUUGAUAUUGGCAUGCGUGAUGAUGAGACAUAACCUCAUAAUAAUGGAGAAAAAAAAUAUUUUGGAUAUUUGCAUCCCCCCUAUGCCUUCAUUCGAUUCAUCCACCCCUUUAUGCUUUUGUUUCACUGAGAGUGCAGUACUGGUUUCAAAUAGUUUUUCAUUUCAAAAUGCUAAUCGUUUAGAAGUAUCUAGGGAGUGAAUGUUAAAAAUCGUAAGGGAAACAGUAACUAAACUAAGAUCAUAGCAUGAGAAAAAGCAACCUGCAUUACGGUCUAUCGACUAGAUACUGUGUAUACUAGUAUAUCUAAUGCAUGACGUCAGUAUUCAGCUUGUUGCAGUUACAGACACGGAAUAGUGUCUUAUACUGUCAUGGAAACGAAACGUGGGUAAUUAAAACAUGAAUCCCUGAAACGUUUCUGAAAUGUGACAAAAUACAGUAUAUCCAAACCCAACUCGGGGGUUCAGACUUAAAACGUUCUCGAUCAAAGAAGCAGAAUAAAUACCUAUUAUCAAAAAUGCAUAUUCUCAUAAAUACGCACCAAGUAUUACAGUAUUACUUCAAUAGUGCAGUGCAUGGACCUUCUUUGAACAAAGAAAAAGUAAACAUAUUAUGAGUCAUGUCUUCCAUUUCACCACAAAAUGUAGGGGCGUUUGUUUAUUUUCAUUAACAAAACAAUCGAAAUAGCUCUAAUUCUAAUGAAAUUAGCGUUUGUUUAAUAAAUAUUGCAAAUCAUUAUUUUGCACUUUAGUUGCUAGUGCCUUUACCCCUCUCACCAUGCAACAGGUUCAGUGAAAGUGCCUCUGUGUAUAUAGCCUACAACAUAAAUACAUGUUGAACAGAUCAGGUGCAGAAGAUCUUGUUUUCGCAUUAUGCUGUUAUUAAUGCUGUUAUUGAUGUGGACGAUGAUGAGGAUGGUUAUUAAUACAGUGAGAGAAUGUUCAGUGAAAACAACCAUGGAAGUCCAUUACCAACAUGACCCAGGAUUUAGUUUACCCAAGAUUCUAGAACAAGAUUCUAGAACAACUCAACAUUGUUGUCCUCAUGAUGCACUUAUGCUCUUCCUGGAACCAACCAUCCUCCUGUGCUUUCUGUUUCUUCACCCAUGCACCACUUCAAAUCCAAAGGGAAUAUCCGUUGCUUUGCAUUUGCUUUGCAUUGCAUUGUUGCUAUUGAUUUAUGUGCCAUAAGUCUUGCGUGUCUACCUCAGUGAGGUUACUGCAGAACUCACUGCAGAACUGAAGCUAUACUCCGAGCCAGGCAGAUCUGCAAGCAGGCUAUAUCGACGCAGAGCAGCGCUUACUUCUUCCACAACAUGAAAAAUUGCCUUUUAGUGGACUAGGCUGUGGUCAUCAGGGCCUGCACUUACAAAGUGCCUCAGAGUAGGAGCGCAGAUCUAGGAUCAGGUCCCCCAAUGUCCAUGUCAUCUUAUUCAUUCUGAUCUAAAAGGCUAAUCUGAUCCUAGAGCUGUGCUCCUACUCUGAGACACUUUGUGAAUACAGGCCCAGAUGCUGAAUAGUUAGAAGCACUUAAAAUAUACUCUAGCCCCCUUAACCCUAUCCCCUUUCCUUCCAAGCUAUGCAUAAUCAAAAAAGAAGAGAAACAAACAUUUCUAUACAGAUGUAGGAUCUUAAUUUGAUCACUCUUUUGUUGAUGAUCAUUUUCCUGCGUGGCAAGAAAUGCAAACUUGUUGUAUAUUCAAGGUUUAAAAAGGCUUUUAAAGUUUGUAAUUUCUGCUUUAAAAAUGUCAGAUCUGAUUUGCCCUAAUGUAAAAUGUAUCAACCCUUACAACAAAAAAAUCCAUUAAUUAUAAUCCACAUUUCCUGUUGCUGCAAAAUUAUUUUCCUGCUGUAGAAAACUAGCUUACAUUAAGAUCCUCCAUCUGUAGUAGCAGAGUAGACCAGAGCAUAAUGAUUUAGACUGUCUGAUUCUCGAAAAACAUGUUAAUACAAGUGGUUUGGUUUCAAAUCAAAUCAAAUUGUAUUGGUCACGUACACAUUUAGCAAACGUUAUCGCAGGUGCAGCGAAAUGUUUUAUGUUUCUAGCUCCAACAGUGCAAUACUACCUAGCAAUGGUGUGUAUAGACAGUAUAUGAAUAGAAAAAGUGUGUACAGCAGUAGUUAUACAGGAUGGUGUUCCAUGACUAUGUAGAUAGGGCAGCAGUUUCUGAGGGUAAACAUUUGGAUUCUUUGGUGUGACAGUUGAGAAGCAAUGCAGGUUUGAUACUAUUACCCAGUGGUGGAUAAAGUACCCAGUAGUCAUACUUGAGAAAAAGUCAAGACACUUUAACAGGAAAUAACUCAAGUAAAAGUGAAAGUCACCAAGUAAAAUACUACUUGAGUAAAAGUUUUAAAGUAUUUGGUUAUAAAUGUACUUAUGUAUCAAAAGUAAAAGUAUAAAUCAUUUAAAAUUCCUUAUAUUAAGCAAACCAGAUGACACAAUUGUUAAUGUUUUUUGAAUUUACGGAUAGCCAGGGGCACAGUCCAACACUCAGACAUCAUUCAGAAACAAAGCAUUUGUGUUUAGUGAGUCCACCAGGUCAGAGGCAGUAGAGAUGACCAGGGAUGUUCCCUUGAUACGUGUGUGAAUUGGACCCUUUCUGUCCUGCUAAGCAUUCAAAAUGUAACGAGUACUUUUGGGUGUCAGGGAAGAUAUAUGUAAAAAGUACAUCAUUUUCUUUAGGAAUGUAGUGAAGUAAAAGUAAAAGAAGUCCAAAAAUAUAAAUAGUAAAAUAAAGUACAGAUACCCCAAAAAACUACUUAAGUAGUACUUUGAAGUACUUUACACCACUGCUAUUACGUCACAGAACUAUCCUGUCCAAUUAUAUCUGUGAAUGCCUGAAAAGUGUGCCACAUUUCAUUGAUGAGGAAUGCCCUUUCUAGUAAUUAUAUUUCUGUGUAUCUCUGUCGCAGACGGACAAUGAAUUACCCAGGGAGUUUUAAGUAGAUUUGUUUUGGCAUAUUGGGAUUUCACCCUGGGCAUUAUCAGCAAAUUAUAAAAGGCUCCACAGUCUUUGCUAGUUCAAUUUGCUCAAUAUCUACAUGUAUUUCAUCAUUGUGUCUUCCAGCUUUCAGCAAAGCUUACGGAUGCUUUGUAAAUGCUGUUAUGUUGUUUAAGCAACAUUUUGGCUGUCAUAAUCAAAAUCAAUAUGAAAUGACAAGAGGAUUUAGAAUCAAGGCAUGACACUGGUAUCACUCCUAGAAAUGUUUGUGACACUGAAGUCAAGGGAUUACACACAACAGAUGUAAUGAUGCCCACACAUCAACAUAGCUAAAGAUUCAAUUACCCUUAUGACUGUAUGUUACUUGGAUGAAAAGGACUGUACCAUAUUUUCCUUUCGGGUCUCCACGACAGUGUGAAAAGGGUCUUCGUGGACUAACAGCAAGCUAGCAAAGCAGGCUAAUGUACACAUUGUUUGGCGAAGAGGCCUUGUUUGAUUCUGUGAAUCUAGUUGCUCGUUGUUAUUUGCUAUGCUUAUGUUGAUUUGCUCUUAUUAUUGAUUUGCUGCAAACUUAGAAUGUGUCUGUCUAUCAGAGAGCCUUCCUAGAUGUCACUUCAGUUGAAUAUGUCAGUUCAAUAUGUCAGUGAAGUUGACAUUUGAGUCAAAAAAGAAAUAAAAUAAGUGUUACUUCUGUGUCAGGGAUUUUCAGGGUUUCUGACCAAGAGAAUGUCAUCAAGUCUUAAGAACAGAUACAGAAUCUCCCAAAUACAACCAAUACAAAGUGGCUCUCCUAUCUCAAGUUUCAAGUGUCAACAUUUAUCUGCCACUUUGACAAGAUACAACAGCUGUAAAACAGUUUAGUCAAAUUCUCACCAUGAGAGCUUUUUCCCAAUAACACAGUGAUAAUAAUAAUAGAUACAGUAGAUACUAAUAGAAAUAAACAUUUAAAUAAAAACCACACAAGAAAAACAAGAGAAUGUAAGUAUAUACAGGCCACUGCCAGUACCUUAUUAAAUGUGCAGGGAUACUGGAGUGGUUGUAUAUACAGGCCACUGCCAGCACCUUAGUCAAUGUGCUGGGGUACUGGAGUGGUUGUAUAUACAGGCCACUGCCAGCACCUUAGUCAAUGUGCUGGGGUACUGGAGUGGUUGUAUAUACAGGCCACUGCCAGCACCUUAGUCAAUGUGCUGGGGUACUGGAGUGGUUGUAUAUACAGGCCACUGCCAGUACCUUAUUAAAUGUGCAGGGGUACUGGAGUGGUUGUAUAUACAGGCCACUGCCAGCACCUUAGUCAAUGUGCUGGGGUACUGGAGUGGUUGAGGUGAGUUUAUACAUACAAAGUAUCUCUACCAUGUACAGUAGCUAGCUGACCAUCAGGUAAAUUAUAUGUUUUUACCAUAUGUGGUUUCUCUUAUGGCCCAGAAGAGUGGUUGGACAAAAUAUGUCCUAUUCCACCAAAUACCCAUGAUGCAACAGUUCACAGUGAGGUUGAGGGCCGUCACUAGUUACCCCAGCCAAAAAGUCAUAAGUAUGGCUAAACCUUGAAUUUGUGGCUGUGGUAGCUAGUGACAUCCAAGUUUGAGGGAACCCAUGCGAAACCCCUCACGUCACGAUACCAGUACAUCCAUUGCUCUUGCCGUGAGGGCAAUCUAUGCAUGGUGCUAUGCAUUUAACUAUUCUAUAAAAAAACAAAAAAACAAUGCAUUCUUAUAGCAAUAGAAUUACAGGUACCUGUUUUCUUAGAAACUUUUGUAAACUAAGAAAUUCAUUAAUCUAUUUAAAAAAGAUAUGGAGAAGACAGAUGGUCUCGAUGUCUUUACAGAUAUUUACAACAUGGCUGUCUGUAUAUGUUGUUUGUUGUAUUCUUUGAUUUCCUUAAGGUCAGUGGGGUCAAAGGUUAAAGAUCAAAGUUAAACACCUGAGUCAUGUUCAUUAGGGAAAACAGUUGUAAAACAUUUUGCAACAAGAACAUUUUGAGUUUCUUAUUGGACAGAGAGUAAAUCCCCAAAGUUUUAAAACAUUUUUUGGUACAGAAAAUGAAAAUAGUUUUUCUUAUCUGACAAGUUGGCCUACAAGAUAGGCUUCCCCAUUUCACUCUAGUUUAGAGCGGUUUAUUCUAUUUGGUGCCUAAUGAACACAACCCUGUCCUAACACUAAGCAGAGAAAAGCUAUGAAAUGGCCAAAUAUAGGUAUUGUACAGUGGCCAUCCAAUCCCCAUCCACCUCCUAGGUUAACCUGGAGUAGUUUUCCAGAAAGGAAGCUAUGUUGACUAAUGGAGCAGAGUAGCCAGAAGCACCCUCCCACAGGAUUGAAGGGCUGUGUGUCUAGUGUGAACGAGAGUCUGAGAUGGUGCCUAUAUAGCUUUGUUUGUAUAAUGUAUGCUAUUCAAAAUAAAAACGAGUGAGGUCUUUUAAAAAAUACCAUUCAGAGAAACUCAAGUAAAAGUAAACUAUAUCUAAAAAGAAGAAACACUGUUAAAUAGAGUAUUGCAAGCAACUUUAUAGAGCAACAUGUCAAAACCAAUGAUAUCUAUGUUUUUAUUGUGUAUCUUAUUUUUUGUUUUAUUUGUCACUAUACUACGAUUUAUUCCCACUGGGCACAGAAGUCAUUUCAAGGUCUAUUCUACAUUGGUUCAAAGUAAUUUCAUUGAAAUUACAUGGAAACAAUGAUGAUUGCACCAGUGGGUGCCCAGUGGGUUGUAUUUAGGAAGAACAUGACAGAAUAUCCUGAAAUAUCAAAGACAAUAAUAAUGUGUUCCUUUGCAAAGCCAUGAUGAUUAAACUGAAGUACUAUUGUUAUCAAUUUACUGUACUGUCAAUUUACUGUACUGUCAAUUUACUGUACUGACAAUUUACUGUACUGUCAAUUUACUGUACUGUCAAUUUACUGUACUGACAAUUUACUGUACUGUCAAUUUACUGUACUGUCAAUUUACUGUACUGUCAAUUCCCUGUACUGACAAUUUACUGUACUGUCAAUUUACUGUACUGUCAAUUCCCUGUACUGACAAUUUACUGUACUGUCAAUUUACUGUCCUGACAAUUUACUGUACUGUCAAUUUACUGUCCUGACAAUUUACUGUACCGGACUACAAACAACUGUGUUAGCAUCAAGAUGUAUGGAUAGUCUUUUUAUUUUAUUUAAAGAAACACUGGAAAACCCAUCCAAACAAACCACACCAUUUAAGAGAGUUUCCAAACUUCCAUCACUGAAAACCAACUGAUAAUGUAUAGAUAACGAAUACAUAUCUCUAUGGCAACCAAAAACUGCAUGGUCAACAGAAGACUGCAUGAGCUUUAUGACCUUUCCAAACUGUAGAUCAAUUAUAAUAGUGGCUGCAUCGUUUAAAGAAAACCCUUGCUUUCAUCUAAACCAAAGGCUUCUAUAUCAAAUAUUUUCCUUUAUUUUGAAUGUAUUUUAGAAAAUGUUAUUGUUUGCUAAAGGACCGUUUUCAUCUCAGACCAGACGUACGUUCGGAUUGGUGCUUGCUACAGUAUGGCAACACUGUGUACUGAAUCUGAUCAGUUCUGAUGUUGUAAGUAUUAACAUGUUCAAACUAGCCUGGUCUCAGAUCUGUUUGCGCUGUCUUGCCAACUAUAUGCUCAUUGUCAGGCCAAACACGGCAAUGACCAAUGACAACAAUCAUAGGAGUUGUCUAUACAGCACAAACAAAUCUGUGACCAGGCUAUACGUUGAAACCUCUCUUUACUAACAUGCUGCGCGAGCGUGUGCGAGUGGUGCAAAAUAAAUGUACAUAUUCAUGUUAUUCAAUCAUUGCACCCACACUGCACACGCACGUCAACGAGCAUCUGCGUAGCCAGACGUUAAAAUAGAACUUGGUUCCAUUUGUGACGCUUGAUGCGCUGCAAGUCUCGCCUCUCCCAUUUCCUCAUUGGUAUUUAGGAGCAUAUACCCACGUGGGUGAUUGAAAGAUGAACUGAGGUCCACACUCCAGGCCAGUUGGUGGUGGUAAUGCACCUUAAAGUUGGUUGCCAACCGCCAAAGAAGAAGAAGAAGCCGCCUGGAGGAGGAGAGAUUACUAGAAACAAACUCUGUUUACCCUUUUAUCCAUGGAUUAAUUGUCGGAGUAGAGGACAUUGUGCAUUUCAGGCAAAAUAACAACCAAAUGUUUAUAUCCCAGGACAAAUUAGCUAGCAACAGCAAGCUAGCUAAAUUGGCAUAUAUGUUUAAUGCUUUUCGAUCUGUCCCCAAAUGAAUGUAGUUGGUUCAGAAUUCGUGUUGAUAUUUCAACCUGCGUGUCCUGACGCACGCGCGCGCCCGGUCUAGUCAGCAUGUUAGAAUGGUGAAGAGAGGUGACUAGUUCCUGUUUGAUGACAGGCAGUGAUGUGAUUGGUAGAUGUGUGAUUGAUACAUGUUUCUCUUACCGUCCGUCUGUCAGACAUUAUUUGUGUCUGAAAUGGCACCCUAUUCCCUCUAUAGUGCACUACUUUUGACCAGAGUCCUAUGGCCCCUGUAGUAGUAGUAGUGCACUAGAGUCCUAUGGCCCCUGGUGGUUAAAAGUAGUAAAUUAGUCCUAUGGCCCCUGGGGGUCAAAAGUAGUGCACUAGAGUCCUAUUGCCCCUGGUUGUCAAAAGUAGUCCACUAGUCCUAUGGCCCCUGGUGGUCUAAAGUAGUGCACUAGAGUCCUAUGGCCCCUGGUGGUCAAAAGUAGUGCACUAGAGUCCUAUUGCCCCUGGUUGUCAAAAGUAGUGCACAAGUCCUAUGGCCCCUGGUGGUCAAAAGCAGUGCACUAGACCUAUGGCCCCUCGUGGUCAAAAGUAGUGCACUAGAGUCCUAAGUCCCCUGGUGGUCAAAAGUAGUGCACUAGAGUCCUAUGGCCCCUGGUGGUCAAAAGUAGUGCAAUAGAGUCCUAUGGCCCCUGGUGGUCAAGGGUGCAUUUUAGCAUGCUACCAUUGUGCAUCUAUAUAAGAAAUGUGAUCCUAUAAGAUAUCUAUAACAACCGAUAGAAAACCUAUUGACUGCUAUGGGAAUGUGACCGAGCAGCUCAGAGACGAGAGAGACUGUUAACUCCUGGGGUCUGUUAAAUCAAAAUCCAAUCCAAUGUUAUUUGUCACAUGCUUGGUAAACAACAGCUGUAGACUAACAGUGUAAUGCUUCCUGACGGGCCCUUCACCAACAAUACAGAGAGAAACAUAGAAAACAUUAUAGAAAGAUAAUAUUAUAGAUAAAUAAAAUGUUUUGUCUAGAUCAGGUAUGUUUGUCAUGUAGAACUGAGUCCUGUCAGCUCUACUCGUUACAUUUCUACCUGAAAUGGUGUUAAUGUUUAACCUCAUCGAAUACACCCCUGCUCUUUUUUUAUUUGUAUUAUAAGUAAUCCAUUUGCCUACUACCAAUGUUUGUUUGUCAUUUUUUCACAUUGUAUAUUGAGGAUUACACUAUGAUAUGUUGGGCUUGUCAGACGUCAGAGAAAAACAUGGUCUGUGAUAUAUGCAAGGGUAUUUCUUUUCUAACUUAUGUCACACUGUAUGAUUUCAUCGUUCAUCAAAUUCAAUAAAUGUUAAGGAUCA